Seriola dumerili (greater amberjack) is the source of this 3996-nucleotide messenger RNA. It is a transcript of the gene adamts8, whose product is annotated as ADAM metallopeptidase with thrombospondin type 1 motif 8. The transcript is spliced from 9 exons. Gene Ontology annotation, molecular function: zinc ion binding; metalloendopeptidase activity. Gene Ontology annotation, biological process: extracellular matrix organization; proteolysis. The record is from RefSeq and is a predicted model, not a curated record. Bases 200 to 3034 code for a protein of 944 amino acids. NCBI's taxonomy places the organism in Eukaryota, Metazoa, Chordata, Actinopteri, Carangiformes, Carangidae.
GAAACGACUCAGACAGACUGAAAUUAAAUACCAGACACAUUUGACUGAGACUGGUUUUAUGUUUUUACAGCACCGGAAAAUCUCUUUUAAUUUGAAGAGAUCUCUGAUUUUGAGAAGUUUCUCUUUCGCCCGGAGAAGACGCGCCACUUUCCAGAGAUAAAGGACUUAAUAACAUUGUGAUCAACUCCCUCUGCAGAAGAUGUGUCCCACUGUGCGUUUGAUCGUUUUAUCCAUGUGCGUAAUGAACGCGGCGCUUUCCGCUCCGUUUGAAUCAGAGGAUGUUGUACCUGUGCGGAUUAGAGUCAGUGGCCGCUUUUGGAAAAGAAGCGAGGAGCUGCCGAGGUUUGUCCUCAGCGCGUUUGGCAAGGACUUGACUCUAAAUCUUAUACCGGACACCAGCUUCAUCGCUCCUUCCUUCACCAUACAGCGUAUCAGAGCCAGAGAUGUUGGCGCUUUACGCAGCGCCUCAGGUGCCAAACCUGUCCCGGACACAGAUCUCCAGAAACUCAUGAGCCAGACAGAGGACAGUGAAGGCCAGCUGAGGGGCUGCUUUUACUCUGGGAACGUAGAUAACGAUCAGAACUCGGUUGUGGCAGUCAGUUUGUGCUCCGGCAUCUUUGGCUCCUUCAUCACGGAGGGCAGAGAGUAUUUGAUUGAGCCCAAACUCAGCGGCAGCCUGGGGCCAGACUCCGCCGAGCAGCUGCAUGUCAUCAGGAGGAGGACAUUCACCAGGAGCCCCAGUGUUUCCCUCCUGUUUGAUCAUGCGGCGGAGAAGCACAAUGGGGAAAGUUUUACGCACGGGGACGGUGACGCACAGAGGGAACCUCGCCGGAGACGCUUUGUUUCCGCGCCACGGUUCAUAGAGACCCUGGUGGUAGCUGACUCAACCAUGACCCACUUCUAUGGAGAUGAAAUAAAGCACUACAUUCUGACCCUGAUGUCCAUGGCAGCCCAGCUGUACAAGCACCCCAGCAUAAAGAACUCAGUGAACAUAGUGGUGGUGAAGAUGUUGGUGGUGGAGGACGAGGAUGUUGGCCCGGAGGUCUCCAGUAACGGAGGCGUGGCUCUGAGGAAUUUUUGCUCCUGGCAGCAGCUCUUCAAUCCACCGAGCCAGAGACACCCAGAGCACUACGACACGGCCAUGCUGUUCACUAGAGAGGACAUCUGUGGACAGAAGAGCUGCGACACGCUGGGCGUGGCCGACGUCGGGACGAUGUGCGACCCCAAGAGAAGCUGCUCAGUCAUCGAAGACAACGGCCUCCAAGCCGCCUUCACAGCUGCACACGAGCUCGGUCACGUGUUGAGCAUGCCUCAUGACGACUCCAAGACCUGCGAGAGGCUGUUCGGGGACCUGGGAGGACAUCACCUGAUGGCCCCUCUGUUUGUCAGCCUCAACAAGACGGCGCCGUGGUCGCCCUGCAGCGCUCUCUACAUCACAGAGUUCUUCGACAACGGACACGGGGACUGUCUGCUGGACGUCCCAGAGAGCACCAUGCCUUUACCAAGAGAGCUUCCGGGCACCAAGUACAGCCUGGACCAGCAGUGCCAGCAGACCUUCGGAGAGGAGUUCAUCCACUGCCCCAACACGUCAGACAGUGAAGUCUGCAGCCAGCUGUGGUGUCAGGAGGACGGGACGCCGCAGUGCACCACCAAGAACGGCAGCCUGCCCUGGGCUGACGGCACUUCCUGUGGCCUCAACGGGACCUGUCUCCAUGGAGCCUGCAUGGCAACCCAAGAGGUGAUGAAGCCACUGGUGGUUGUGGACGGCGGCUGGAGCUCGUGGGGACCGUGGCGGCAGUGCUCCAGAACAUGUGGAGGCGGGGUGGAGUUCUCCUACAGGGAGUGCACUGACCCCGUGCCUCAGAACGGGGGGAAGUACUGUGAGGGCCAGAGGGUCCAGUACCAGUCCUGCAACACGCUGCCCUGCGACAACAGUGAAGGGAAGAGUUUCAGAGAGGAGCAGUGUGAGAAGUACAACAGCCUCCACUACCUGGACUUCAACGGGAACAUGAAACAGUGGAUACCCAAGUACGCCGGCGUUUCUCCCAGAGACAGGUGUAAGCUGUUCUGCAGGGCCAGAGGCAGCAGCGAGUUUAAGGUGUUCGAAUCCAAGGUGAUCGAUGGGACGACCUGCGGCCCCGACACCACAUCGGUGUGUGUCCAAGGCCAGUGUGUGAAGGCGGGCUGCGACCAGGUGAUCGGAUCCAACAGGAGAGUGGAUAAGUGUGGAGUGUGUGGAGGAAGCGGGCUCACCUGCAGAAAGAUCACAGGCUCCUACAACAAAGCAACAUACGGAUACAGUGACAUUGUGACAAUUCCCAUUGGCGCCACAAACAUCGACAUCAAGCAGCGGAGCCACAGAGGGAUCAAACAUGACGGGAACUACCUGGCGAUAAAGAGAGAGAGCGGUGGUUACAUCCUCAACGGUAACUUCUCUGUGUCCACGGUGGAGCAGGACAUCCCUGUGCUCGGUGCCGUGCUGAAGUACAGCGGCUCCUCCACCACGCUGGAGAGGAUCCAGAGCUUCAGGCAGCUGAAGGAGGCCAUCACCGUGCAACUCCUGGCCACUGCCGGCGACGCCAACCCGCCUAAGGUCAAAUACACCUUUUUCAUCCCGAGAGAUGUGACCUUCAAUAAAUCCAAGGAGAGGAAGGGCUCGUCGCUGUCGUUGCAUAUGAUUCAGCCCUUCGGCGUGCCUGACUGGGUGCUGGGGGAGUGGUCUGAGUGCUCCAAGAGCUGCGGCUCUGGGUGGUCCAGGAGGAACGUUGAAUGCCGAGACAGUGCAGGCAUCCUCUCCAGCCAGUGCGACAAAGACCUGAAACCUGUGGACAUCAGGGCUUGUGGGGACGCGCCGUGUCCCAUGUGGCAGUUGGGACCUUGGUCCGCCUGCUCACGAACUUGUGGCCAGGGCGAGCGCCGCCGCAGCGUCCUCUGCAUAGACUACACUGGGAAGACUGCUGAGCCAGAGAAGUGCGACCCGAACAAAAUCCCAGAGCCGGUCUACGGAGAAUGUCUCAACCAGGAGUGCUUAUGAAGAACAUGAGUACAGUGAACUCUCCCGCUUUGGUCUGACUGCACUUACCAACCAUGGACGGAUUACUGAGCAGUCAUACUGGGCACAGGCACCGGGGCCCCGGGGGUCAGGGGACAUAAUGACUACAGAGAGACACGAAAUGACCACAAACAGAUAUAAAACAACCACAAAGAGACACAAACUAUCUGCAGAGUUGCAAAACAACCACAAAGAGACACAGGAUGACUACAAACAGAUAUUAAAUGACAACAAAGAUACAAAACAACCACAAAGAAGCAAAAUGACAAACAACAUCUCUGAGUCGUUCUUUUGUGUCUCUGAGAUUCUGACAGUUCUGGUCCUAUGUCGGGGGGUGGGGGGGGGCUUUACAGGUCUGUGCCCAGUGGCCCACUGUCUCAUAAUCCGUCCAUGUUACCAACUGGUCACAUCGAGUCACAUCAAGGGCAUUUGCCUGAAUUUUUGCUUUGUCAUCUUUUGUUGACAUUUGACAACCACUAUUGAAAUUUGAAACAAUGGAAAUCUACCUCAUGUGAUGUUUGUAUAGAUGCUAGAUGAAGGUGCUGUGUGUGUGUUUUCUCCAGAAUGAGAAGUUUUUCUAGUUCCGCUUUCAACACAAACGCCCUGUUCGGAUAACGUUUGGUAACACCUGCAGUUUGUCUUGGUGAGUUAGCUGUCUGUUUAAAGUGGGGCUAGAACAACGGCACGAAACCUGCUGUCAAACACCAGCACAGUGUAAAUAUACCUCCAUUCAAUCCCCUAUAAAGCUUUGAUCAAGCCAUUUACCUGUUAUUGAGGUAGGUCCAUAUGAUUGAGGCGCUGGGAUUCAAGCCUUGUGGAAAUGUGCUUCUGUUUUGAUUCCUUAUCUUUUAUGCACACAUACCAAGAUGUGACUGUGAUGAAGAUGUCAUGUUUUUAUCCUGAAACUUAGCAUUGUUGAAAUAUGCAACAAAAAAAAAAAAAAA